Molecule: messenger RNA, 1299 nt
Organism: Aspergillus oryzae RIB40
Lineage: Eukaryota; Fungi; Ascomycota; Eurotiomycetes; Eurotiales; Aspergillaceae
Product: MFS transporter
Exons: 4
Coding region: 1-1299 (432 amino acids)
Biological process (GO): transmembrane transport
Cellular component (GO): membrane
Molecular function (GO): transmembrane transporter activity
Source: RefSeq, a predicted model, not a curated record
AUGGCGGCAGCGGAUGGCCCCGUUUCCAACGAUCGGGAAGAACAACCGUCGUUUGAGUUGUCAAGGCAGGAGCCUCCCCAGAUAUUCCAUCAAGCAGAGCGAUGGAACCAUCCCCGGUCCAAUAUACUCAAAACAUUGGCUACUUAUUGGAGCUUUCUAGUUAUGGGCAUGAAUGACGCUGCGUAUGGGCUUGAAUCUCACUACAAUUUAUCCUACACGGUUGUGUCACUUGUAUUCUUCUCACCACUUGGUGGCUACACUCUCGCUGCUUGUCUAAACAAUCGAAUUCACGCUAAGCUUGGCCGUCGUGGCGUUGCAUGGCUGUCUCCUGGGUGCCAUAUCAUUGCGUAUAUAGUCAAUUGUCUGCAUCCACCAUACCCGGUCUUGGUUGUGUCAUUCAUCUUUGCGGGCUUUGGCAAUGGACUUAGCGAUGCCGCGUGGAAUGCCUGGCUAGGGAAUAUGGCGAAUGCAAACCAGCUCCUUGGACUACUACACGGUUUCUAUGGCGCUGGCGGAGUACUAAGUCCUUUGAUAGCCACUUCCUUGAUUACUAAAGCUCAUCUGGAAUGGUAUUACUUCUAUUACAUCAUGAUUGGCUGCGCGGCGCUCGAAUUCGCGUUCCUUCUCACGGCUUUCUGGGAUUCGCCCGGCACACCUGUCGAAGACGCUUGCGCCGAUGAAAGCAAAGGUGGUCUCCGUCAAGUUCUCUUUAAAAAAACGUAUGCCAGGGUAACUUGGCUGUGUGCAUUUUUCCUUCUCGGUUAUGUAGGAAUUGAAGUUGCACUCGGCGGAUGGAUCGUAACAUUCAUGAUGCAAAUCCGCAACGGAGAAGCAUUUGCCAGCGGCAUGACGGCUACUGGAUUUUGGCUAGGACUCACCGUAGGCCGGGUGGUACUGGGCUUCGUGACGCCGCGAAUUGGAGAGAAGGUCUCUAUUGUGGUAUACUCACUACUGGCUAUUGGACUGGGUCUAAUUCUCUGGCUUGUGCCUAAUUUUUAUGCUUCGGCGGUCGCUGUCUCCCUCCAAGGCUUUUUCCUUGGCCCUUUCUUCCCUGCUGUCGUGGUCGUAGCUACCAAGCUUCUCCCGAAGUCGCAGCAUGUCAGCGCCAUUGGGUUUGCGGCUGCGUUCGGGGGAGGAGGUGCAGCUGUUCUACCCUUUGUGGUCGGUGCCCUUGCACAGGCACGAGGAGUGGAGGUUCUCCAGCCUUUCAUCAUCGGCUUGUCCGGAGGUAUUCUCUUGCUGUGGUUAGGGCUGCCGCGGAUGCCAAAGAAGGGAGAAGGAAACCGUCUCAGUGCUUGA